Messenger RNA from Calliphora vicina (urban bluebottle blowfly), 4392 nucleotides. It is a transcript of the gene jus, whose product is annotated as julius seizure. The record is from RefSeq and is a predicted model, not a curated record. The coding region runs from base 501 to 2636 and encodes 711 amino acids. The transcript is spliced from 7 exons. NCBI's taxonomy places the organism in Eukaryota, Metazoa, Arthropoda, Insecta, Diptera, Calliphoridae. Gene Ontology annotation, cellular component: TRAMP complex. Gene Ontology annotation, biological process: nuclear mRNA surveillance of mRNA 3'-end processing; nuclear polyadenylation-dependent snRNA catabolic process; TRAMP-dependent tRNA surveillance pathway. Gene Ontology annotation, molecular function: RNA binding.
AACAGAGAACGACAGACAGCAUCUCGACUGAGGCCGAGAAUCCAAACACAACAAUCUGAAACAUUUUGUAUCAAACCAUUAAACAUUAAACAGUUUAAUGCUGAUAACAGUGAUUUCUAUAUAAUUGUGUAUUUAUUUAAUUUUUACAUUCAUCACAACCAAGGAUUAAAUUUCGUUGACAAAGAAUAAAAAAAUCAAAAUCAGAUCAAGCAGAGAAAAUUAUAAGGAUUCAAAACACGCACAUUAAAUAAAACCACUGCCUGCCUGCCUAAAAGGGAAGAAAUCAAAUAAAACACUUAAUAAAAAGGCAAAGGCAAAGAAAAAGAAAACGUAUUACAAAUUACAAAUAAACAACUUACAAAUAACGUACGGGUGGAACCCCAUUUGCUACUACCUUCAAGCUGAGGAGACAUUAUUUUACAGUGUGUAAAUUAAAAAAUAUUAAAAUAAUACGCGUUGAAAAGCAACAGAAUGGAUGAGGAACACGACGACGAAAGAAUAUGAAAUUAAAUGGGGCUUUAAAGCCCCGCCAAGGAGCCUCCAGACAAGGAAGCUCCCCUGGUGUUGUCCAAAGAAAGUAUCGCGUCAAGCGAUAUUAUAAGGUGAAUGAAAAUGUAGUUAAAGGUCUGCCACUCAGUGAAUGUGGUGUGAAUAAUAAAAAUUUAAUUGAAACCAUAAAUAAUAGUAAUAAUAUUUGUAUAAAUAAUCAGCAGCAGCAGCAGCUCCAGCAGCAAACAGCACCAUUAAUACGCACACAACAGCAGCAAAAACAGAAAUGUGGUGAACAAUUUAGUAGCAGCAGCAGCAGCAAUAGCUUAAGUAGUAGUAAUUUGUCUACUUCUAUAAAAUACAAGAAACAAAAUAAAUCAACAACACCAAAUACUACGCAGAAUAGAGUUUCUUCAGUUGCAAAAACAAGGCCCUGUUGUAUCGAUUUGAAAAGUCGUGCGGACAAAGACAAAAUUUCACAAACAACAACAGCAGCAGCAGAGGCUGUGGCAGCAAUAGCAAAAAAUAACGAAAAGAAAACAAACACUGAAAUUGAUUUGAAGCAAAUAGCAGUCAACAACAUCACAACACGUCAAACUAAGAAAACGAAAGUAAACAAAGAGAAUAAGAGUCACACGAAUAAUAACAGUAAGGACGAAAAGAAAACAAAACAAGUUGAAGUCGUUAAAACGACAUCAAAUACUUCAAAAUAUCUCGUAACGGUUAAUAAGAGCCACAAUAAACACAACAACAGCAGCAGCAUCAGCAAUAUCAAUAUCAGCAGUGGUGGUGGCCACAUUUAUUUUAAGGAGGUCAACAAGUUCUUAUUAUUAAUUCCGAAAUUUUAUGAAAAUCUCAAUUUGACAGUCUUAAUUUCGCGGUUAUUUAUCCAGUUAAAAUUGUUGCUUUUCUUAAUGUUCUCGCACGCUAUAAAACAUUUGACCGGAAAUCCAUUCGUUCAUUGGAGUGGUGGCGGAUGUAGUGGUACUAAUUGUGUUCGUGGGGACACUGCUAUAGAUUGUCGUAGCUUCGGUCUGGUUGGUUAUAAAUUAGCGAAAAUCAUGCGUGCCUCACAAUCGUUAGAGAGUUCGUUUGAACGCAUUUGUUUUAAAAAUGUGAACAAACCACGUUUACCCCCCUCAAUUGCCUUAUGUAUGAUGGUAUACGCGGCAGCUGCCAUUUUGCUGCCUCAGCCAGUAGUCGGCGAUGAAGGUGAACCUUUCUUUCCAAUCAAUGGCUUAGAAACCACAACUCCCGAAUUUGAUUAUGCCAGUCGUGGUCAGAAAAAGUUCGGGGAUAAAUGCGAUAAUACUUUAGAAUGUGGUUUCCCUGGCUCCAUCUGUGAUCCGAAGAAAAAAUCAUGUCAGUGUACAGAAGAUUUGCCGGUAACUAAUCACAUUGAUAAAUGUGGCAAAGAGGCCGCGGUAAAUGAAUCCUGUUUCUUUAAUGAACAAUGUGAAGUGAAGUACUUUCAGACAGAAUGUCGAGAUCAACGGUGUGUGUGUCGUUUUGACAUGACACCCGCUUGGUUGAAAGAUGGCUCUGUUGAGUGCAAAGGGCGUGGCGAUAAAAGAGGACCCGAAACGUAUAUAGAUCCGGCAAUGAUUGGCGUCCUGAUUGGUAUGGCAUUAAUGUUUAUCAUUAUAUGUGUGGUAUUAAGAUUGUUUAGUCAGGCACGUUGGCGCGAAAACCGAACAAUUUUUAAUACACCAAAUCCGCGUUUAAUGAAUGUCUCGCUGUUGCGCGAAAGUAAACUGUUACAUGGACAAGAAAGACGUGGAUCCCGAAUGUCAGUAAGAGCUCCAUCCCGUCAACCAAGUAUGGCGUCUUUGCGUCCGCAUUCGCCUAAUCCGUCGUUAGGUAAGACAGGCUCGCGAUCAAAUUCACAUGGUAGUAAUGCAUCAGCCACCUCAUUAAGAUCAACGCGUAGUAAUUCUGUUUCUCCAGCAGGUAUCGUAGUAAAUAAUUCCCAUCACGAGAGGAAAGGUUCAACAUACCAGCCACAUCAACAUCAUCCAUCACAACAAAAACAGCAACAACUACAACCAUUACAGCAACAAGAGCAACAGCCCUUAACCCAAACAAAUAUUAUAUCGAAUCCUGUCGCUGAAACCGUAACUGUGGAAAUAAUUGAACCAGAAAAAUAAAUCACAAAUGCAAUGAUGACAUCUAUCUAUCUGAAUGAAUGAAAAACUUGAAACGGAGAACGCACGUACGUCGUUCUGAACGUAAUGAAUCGAAAUUAAAUAGAAUAGAAAAUAACACGUAAAUAUAACAUACAAAAUACACAGCUGCAACCAAAUUAACAACAACAAUAUAAAAAGGUAAUUUUACAAAAUUAUUAAAAUAAAAGAAAUAUGCUUUAAAUACAACAAACAAACAAACAUACAAACAAACAAUAUUUAAUAACUAAAUUUUUUUAAUACAAAAAAGAAAAACUAAAAAAAAAAUUAUUAAAAAAUAACAUAAAUGAAUGCACACUUUUUAAUUGAACAACAAAACAACCAAAGUUAAAUUAUGAACAUUAACAAGUUCAGCUACAUAUGAACAAAAUAACAGAAAAACACAAAAAAAAAUAAAAAUAUUUUUUAAAUUUUAAUUCAAAACUUUUUAAAUACAAUUUUAAAAUAAUGCCUUUAAUACACCAAAAAUACAAAACGCUAGUUUAUUAUUAUAAAAAAAAAUUAUAAAAAAAAACCUUGCAUAACAAAUUCAUUAAAACCAAAAACAAUAUAAUAAAUAAAUUAUCACAAGUUUCCUUUCUUAAAAAACGUAUUUUUUAAUAAAAAAAAAAACAAAAAACAUAAAUAAAGAAAAACAAACUCAUAUAUUUUCCUAAAUGAACUCGAAAACAACAAAAAAUAUACUAUAUAUUAAAUAAUUUUUAAUUAAAUCAUGAUAAUUUCAAAACGAUUCGAAAUUUAUUUAACGAAUAGUAGUAGAUUUAUAAAAAAUAGGCCAAAAAUGGUCAUUGACUUAGAAAGAAAUUAUUAAAAAACAAUGCACGCAUUUUCAUCUAGAAUUAAAAGAAAAAUAAAUAAAUUAAUACUAAAUCUCGUUGAUCGUUGCGGGCAGCAAUGACAUUAUAAAAUAUUAUAAUAGCAAUUAGAAUAUACUAUAAAACAAUACAAAUAUAAGGAAAUACUAAAUAGAAAAAGCCUAGAAUCAUUAGAUUAUUAAAUUAUAAUUGAGGAAAAAAAGAAAUCGUUAAAACAAAACAAAGAAAGCAGUACGCUUACGGAAUAUGUAUGUACUAUACAUACAUAAGUAAACAAAUAACUUAAAUGAAUUAUAAUAAAAUAUUCUUAAAAAAAAAAUUAUUCAAUAAUUUACUCAAACUCAUUUAAUAAAAUUUAUACUCUCGUACAAUCAUCAUUUUUCAUUCAAUCAUGCAAAAACUAAAAUCAAUUUUUUCAUUUGCUAUUUUAUUCUUCUUCGUACAUACCUGCUAACAUAUUUACAUUAGAAAAUGGUACAUAAUAAAUAAAAUAUUUAAACAAAAAUAAAAACAAAAAAAAACCAACAACUUCGGGACCAUAUUUUCGAAUCAAAAUAUGCGUUUCAAACGUUUUAAUUUCUUUUUUUUUUCUUUUCUUUGUUUUGUUUUCUUUCAUUUUGAUUUAAAAAUUAUGAAAGAAAAACCAAUACAAAAAAUAUCUAUAUUUUAUAUAUAAAAAAAAACUAAAAACAAAAUCCUCUAAAAACAAAAGUCUCCAAUCAUUAUUUGAUAAAUUGUUAUACCUAUUUAUAUUUAUAACUAAACAAAAUGUCUGCGGUACACUUUCAAAAAUAUAAACAUUUAUUAUAUUUACAUCCAACUUUACAUGCAUAUAAUAUACAUACAUUAUUAUUAUUAUAAUUAUUAUAAUUACAAUUAUUAAAUAUAAAUUUAAAAACCAUAAA